AUGGCGUCUGGACAGGACUCAGCGCACAAGAAGCAGCAAGAGCUGCAAAUGCAAUACACUAAUUACAAGAAUACGUUACAAUCACUGGCACAGAAGGUUGGCGAGAUUGAGCAAGAGAUUGAAGAGCAUAAGCUGGUGAUUGAAACCCUUCAGCCACUUCCAGAAGAUCGCAAAUGCUUCCGACUCAUCAACGGCGUGCUGGUGGAGAGAACCGUGAAGGAUGUUCUGCCGGCACUGAAGACAAAUUCGGAUGGGCUGAAGCAGGUGUUGGAAGAGUUGGUGAAACAAUACAAGGCCAAACAAGACGAAAUGGACAAAUGGAAGCGGAAGAAUCACAUCCAGGUGGUUGCAAACCAGUAA
Molecule: messenger RNA, 360 nt
Organism: Exophiala dermatitidis NIH/UT8656
Lineage: Eukaryota; Fungi; Ascomycota; Eurotiomycetes; Chaetothyriales; Herpotrichiellaceae
Product: prefoldin subunit 2
Exons: 4
Coding region: 1-360 (119 amino acids)
Biological process (GO): protein folding
Cellular component (GO): cytoplasm; prefoldin complex
Molecular function (GO): protein folding chaperone
Source: RefSeq, a predicted model, not a curated record